This is a messenger RNA of Fukomys damarensis (Damara mole-rat), 939 nucleotides long. It is a transcript of the gene Barhl1, whose product is annotated as BarH like homeobox 1. NCBI's taxonomy places the organism in Eukaryota, Metazoa, Chordata, Mammalia, Rodentia, Bathyergidae. The coding region runs from base 1 to 939 and encodes 312 amino acids. Gene Ontology annotation, molecular function: DNA-binding transcription factor activity, RNA polymerase II-specific; RNA polymerase II transcription regulatory region sequence-specific DNA binding. The transcript has 4 exons. Gene Ontology annotation, biological process: regulation of transcription by RNA polymerase II. The record is from RefSeq and is a predicted model, not a curated record. Gene Ontology annotation, cellular component: nucleus.
AUGGAAGGCUCCAAUGGCUUUGGGAUCGACUCCAUUCUCUCCCACCGCGCGGGCAGCCCCGCCCUUCCCAAGGGGGACCACUUGCUCGGGGACUGCCGCUCGCCCCUGGAGCUGAGUCCACGCACGGAGAGCAGCAGCGACUGCUCUUCACCGGCCUCGCCAGGAAGGGACUGUCUGGAGACGGGCACCCCGCGGCCUGGCGGGGCAUCCGGCCCAGGCUUGGACUCCCCGCUGCAGCCCGGGCAGCUCUCUGCCCCGGCCCAGUCGCGCACCGUCACCUCCUCCUUUCUGAUCAGGGACAUCCUUGCUGACUGCAAACCACUCGCGGCCUGUGCGCCCUACUCCAGCAGCGGGCAGCCCGCAGCCCCUGAGCCUGGGGGCCGCCUUGUGGCCAAGGCCGGGGAGGACUUUAGAGACAAGCUGGACAAAAGUGGCAGCAACGCGUCGUCAGACUCUGAGUAUAAAGUGAAGGAGGAGGGCGACCGAGAGAUUUCCAGCUCCCGGGACAGCCCCCCGGUGCGCCUGAAGAAGCCACGCAAGGCGCGCACGGCCUUCACCGACCAUCAGCUGGCGCAGCUGGAGCGCAGCUUCGAGCGGCAGAAGUACCUGAGUGUGCAGGACCGCAUGGAGCUGGCGGCCUCGCUCAACCUCACCGACACACAGGUCAAGACCUGGUACCAGAACCGCAGGACUAAAUGGAAGCGACAAACGGCCGUGGGGCUGGAGCUGCUGGCCGAGGCAGGCAAUUACUCAGCGCUGCAGCGGAUGUUCCCGUCGCCUUAUUUCUACCCGCAGAGUCUGGUCUCCAACCUGGACCCGGGCGCCGCGCUCUACCUGUACCGCGGCCCGAGCGCGCCGCCGCCCUUCCCAGACAGUCCCGGCUGGGCAGGGGUCAGCUCCUGGCCUCCCUCGCUGCGCCGGGCUGCGGUGCCUCGCUGA